UGUGGGCGUAUCUGGGCGUGUCCGGAGUGCUGUUAUCAGGACGUUGUGAGGUCGGUUGAUUAUUCUGGUGUUUGGCGUCUAGCAGGAUUCACCAUGAAGACGAUAUUAGUGUUGGUGUGUGCGCUCGCAGCUGUAACGGCAACCCCCUUGUUCGGCACUGAGCAGUGUGCCAAUGGCCCAGGCGUGUGGUGUGUGAAUAUCCGAACCGCUAAACAGUGCAGUGCAGUCACUCAUUGCCAGCAAACUGUAUGGAACAAACCAGUAAUGAAUUCUACCCCGUGUGAAAUAUGCAAGGAAGUUGUUACAGUAGUGGGAAACUUCUUAAAAGACAAUAUCACUCAGACUGAAACCCUGACACUCUUGAAUAAAGCCUGUGAGAUUCUUAGGGAUCCUGCAUUGGUUUCAGAAUGCAAGCAGCUGAUCGCAGAAUACUACCCAUUGGUUCUAAACAUAAUUGAGCAAGAAUUUAGCAACCCAAGUGUGCCUUGCUGUGCUCUUGGUCUGUGCAAAUCUUUGCAGCAAUACUUGGCAAGCCUGAAAUCUGUUCAGAUUACAACAAAUGAGAUUCCAGAUGUGGAUUUGUCUAAGAUGGUGCCUCCAUUUAUGGCCAACCUCCCCAAGCUGCCCAUUCUUUUUAAACACCAAGAGAAGAUUGACCUAACACCUAAGAACAAGGAUGUCUGCCAGGACUGUCUACAGCUUGUUGGUGAUAUUCAAGACCAACUGAAAAGCAACUCUUCUUUCUCUCAAAUGUUGAUUGAGAAUUUACUGAAAGAAUGUGACCAGCUUGGUGGUGGACUUUCUGAAAUGUGCAAGACCUACGUUAAUCAAUAUGCAGAACUGGCUUUGCAAAUGGCGAUACAACUGCAUCAGACAGCAAAUGAAAUAUGCAGUGGUGCUGGUCUGUGCACAAAGGCUUCCCCUCAUCAGGAUCUGAUCCCCGCCAAAGUAAUUGUUCCAGCAAUGAAACUGCAGCCAGCAAUAAAAGUUGCAGAGCGUGAAGACUCAGAAAAUCUUCCUCUCUGUGAAAUCUGUCAACUGGUUGUACAAAAAGUGGAAAAGUUUUUGGACAGUAACCGGUCACGGGAACACAUUAAAGAAGCUCUGGAUAAAGUGUGUGAUCUUUUGCCUCCCAAAUAUGCCAAAAAAUGUGAAGAUUUUGUUAAUGUGUAUGCUGAUUUGAUCAUUUCAAUAAUGGAAGCAGAAGGUGAUCCCAAAAUAAUUUGCAUGGCCAUGGGAUGUUGCAGUUCAAAAAAACUACAAAUUGUAAAACUCAAUUCUGAAAGCUGUGAAGUCUGCAAGAUGCUUAUGACCUAUUUGGAUAGUAUACUAGGACAAAAUGCCACCAAGGAGAAAAUUGAGGAUGGGUUACAGAAGAUCUGCAAUUUCCUUCCAUCAGCCAUGCAAGAUCAGUGCCACACUAUUAUAACCAUGUAUGGGCCUAUGAUAUUGGAAUUGCUGCUUCAAAAAAUGGAUCCAGGCACAGUUUGUGUGGACCUAAAUGUGUGCCCAGGUGUCCAGAAACAUCUUUUAGGAACCGAGAAAUGUAUGUGGGGCCCAAGCUACUGGUGCAAAGACUUGGAAACUGCAGGAAGUUGUAAUGCGAUUGAGCAUUGCAAGCGUCAUGUUUGGAACUAGAAAAUACUGAUUCUUGGACGUACGAUGGACUACACAGAAUGAAUGGCUCCCCCUUAAAAUUGUACCGUUCUAACCUGGAGAGAGUAUUUUCUGUAUGAAUAGGUUGUACAUAUUUUUGUUCUGUAGAGAAAUGUUCUGCACAAAGUUGCACGAUUUUUUUUUUUUUCUAGCCUUUCUUAAGCUUUAUUUUGAAAAAUGUGCUUAAUCCAGGAGGGAUAUAUUAUGUACAAUGACUUAAAAUCAGUUUCUGAAACUUUUUUUCUAAACUAGUUUCUGGUUCUCCUGCCAGUUGCCAAGCCAUGUCUAAUUCUUUAACUGAAUCCUGUGUCUUCAGGACUCUUUACUUUUGGACUGAAUACAUUUUCAUUUUAAUGUGCAAGUAUAUGCUUGUGUGAAAUGGUUAACUGAAGGAGGAAAAUUUAACCCUUAACAUUUGAGCAUUCUGGGUACAGGACUGCUGUCAGUGGUCACAUGAUUGGGAGCUUACCGAAUCCCUGCUGGCCACCAUGCAGGGUAUGCACUCAAAAUGUUAAGUUUACACGAGCUGCAUUUAUGUGGCCUUUCUUUUUUUUUUUUUUUUAAAGGCCCUUCCCCAUUGAGGCCACAAAUAUGCAUACUUUUGGUGCCAAGGAGUUAAACCGUAACCCCUGAACUGAUAUUUGGCCACUUUUGGAAUAUUUCAUUUCAAGGGAAUUUUUGCCCUGGUUUACAGCAGCCAGAGAUCAUUAACAAACUAUUUCACCGUGAGAAGGCAUAUAAAGCAAUACACUAACAGAUGUUUUCUUAGACAAGGGGAAUGGAGGGUUUGUUCUCUCUUUAUAAUUGGGCCUCUUGUACAAGUUGCACGAAUGAAGAACAGUUAAGGACUGUCACAACACUGUUCACUUGCCUUAUUUAGUUUAAAUGUAUUAAACUUGUUGCUAGUUUGUUUUUCUUUUUAUGAUCAAAGAACCUAAUGUACUAAACUCUAGACUUUAAAAUUUCUGACAGUGAAAUUUGACCCUGAAAAAGCCACCAAUAAAGACCAUGUCCAAAAAUGUA
Messenger RNA from Rana temporaria (common frog), 2679 nucleotides. RefSeq names its product prosaposin (gene PSAP). Bases 94 to 1638 code for a protein of 514 amino acids. NCBI's taxonomy places the organism in Eukaryota, Metazoa, Chordata, Amphibia, Anura, Ranidae. Gene Ontology annotation, cellular component: lysosome. The transcript has 15 exons. The record is from RefSeq and is a predicted model, not a curated record. Gene Ontology annotation, biological process: sphingolipid metabolic process.